GAGGUUGCAGUAAAAUAAACAGCGGCGCCCUCUGCUGGUGUUGAUUACUAAAGACAAGGCUGGCUGUUCAAACUGGUGUAUUUUAUGCCUCUUUACAGUUUUCAACUUCAAAAACGAAAAUGGCGUCCUUAACAACCACAGGUUUCUCUGAUACACACCUUCUGGAGUGCGACGUCCUCACGUCUCAUCACAGUGCCCAACGAUCGGAAGACAGAUUUUCUCAACAGAAGACAGAGUUUCUUAGAAAUGCAGAGAAGCUUAAAUACCAGAUUGAGAAACUGGAAAAGGAGAAGAUGGUGAAAGUUCAAGGCAGGAAGAACAUUUUCCCUGAGGGAUUGGGAUUAUUGGAAGAGUUUGAUAAAGGACUUCAGGAUGAUCGAAAUACUGAGCAUGUGAAUUUGCAAAACCAAAUGGUGAAAAUCCAAAAUGGUGUACUGAGAUUCCAGAGGCAGCUGACUGAUGUGAAGCCUACCCCUUUGUUAAUUGACAAACUGAAAGAAAUAAUGACAGAAGUUGAAAAUUCUAUCAAUACUUUCAAAGAGGAUCAACAUCAAAGUUUUGAGAUGCUUUUGAAAGAGGAAAGAACAUGCAGCCAGGAGAUAAGUGCCUUCGAAAAGAAGAUCGAGACUUGGUUCUUGCCUGUAAAAGUAGACCCACAGUUGCCACCUGCUUCCUCAGCCAAGGUGUGUGUUGCAAAAGCCCUGGAGGAUGGCAUCCAUCCCGAGGUGACUGCUCUAGAGGCGUUCCUACUGCAGUCUGGAGGGCAACAUGGGGGCUGGGACCAGUAUGACCAGCAGAGCUUCCUGAAGGUGUGGACCAGGUACAAUGGCAAACCUGCUUACAGGAAAGAGGCUCUGAUCUACCUGCCUGGCAAAACUCUGCAUGACAUUGAACAGCACGAACAAUGGUAUCGUGAGUUCCUGCAUCUCCAUGAGAAGAAAAAAAAGGCUAUUCACCAGUGGAAGGCUGAGAGACAGCAGGAGAGGGCGACAAGGCUGCACCAGCAGGAGGUGCAGGAGAGCGCUGCCAGGAGGGAGAAGGAGGCACAGGUUGAGGCUCGGCAGCGACAGGCCGAGGAGGAGAGGAGAGAGGCAGCAGCUCGUCUGCAAGAGUGGAAGAGGCAGCGCCAGCUUUGCAUGGAGAAGGAGGAGGAGCAGAGGCUCACUGAGGAGAUCCAGCAGAGGAGACGAGCCAAGGAGGAGCGCCGGAGGCAGCUGGAGGUGAAGCUUGCCCUGGAGGCCCAUAUUCGCCAGAAGAAGGAGGAAGAGGAACUUGUGAGUAGGCAUCAGGAGGAACAGGAACAGGCAGACAUGGAGGAGAAAAGGAGAGUGGCGGGCCAGAGCAUCAAACGCUUUCUGGAAAGGGACUUCCAGAAGAUGGAGACAAAAGUCCAAGAAAGACAGGAGAAGGAAAAGCAGGAGCUAGAAAAACACAAAAGACUCGCCAAGCUAAAGGAGAAGGCGGAGGCUGGUGUCAGCAGGGACCCCGCAAGGCUCUGCAAACCCACAAAAGGAUGGGAGGAACGCACCAAAGAGAUUGGACCGACUGGGGGUGGACCUAUAUUACAGAUGUUUCAUAGGGCUGUCCCAAGUUGGAGACAAGGUCUAUGAGGAUGUCUGACUUGAGCCGUUUCGGGAAAAUAAUAAAAUGACAAUCGUGCAUAAUUCAUUUCCUUGUGUA
This is a messenger RNA of Esox lucius (northern pike), 1680 nucleotides long. Its product is annotated as coiled-coil domain-containing protein 112. The transcript is spliced from 10 exons. The record is from RefSeq and is a predicted model, not a curated record. Lineage: Eukaryota; Metazoa; Chordata; Actinopteri; Esociformes; Esocidae. Bases 120 to 1610 code for a protein of 496 amino acids.